Molecule: messenger RNA, 1994 nt
Organism: Sitophilus oryzae (rice weevil)
Lineage: Eukaryota; Metazoa; Arthropoda; Insecta; Coleoptera; Curculionidae
Gene: XRCC1
Product: DNA repair protein XRCC1
Exons: 6
Coding region: 119-1978 (619 amino acids)
Biological process (GO): single strand break repair; base-excision repair; double-strand break repair via nonhomologous end joining
Cellular component (GO): nucleus
Molecular function (GO): damaged DNA binding
Source: RefSeq, a predicted model, not a curated record
UUAUUUUCUAACCUUACAUUUCAGCCGCCAAAUUAUUUAAUCAGCUGUUUGUAAAUAAUAACAAGAGUAAAAUAAAAAAAGAAUAUUGUUUAACUGUAAUUUUUGAAGACCAAGUAGAAUGCCUCAAAUAAAUAUUGAUAAAAUUGUCACUUUUAACAGUGAAGAUCCGGUACAUGUAGCUAGCAAUUUGCUUGAUAACAACCCCUCUAAAAAGUGGAAAUGUAAAAACGCCGGCGAUAAAACCGCCACAAUCGUUUUACAGCUUGAUCAGCCUCAUGUUAUCACUGGUAUCGAUAUUGGCAAUGAACAUUCUGCAUACAUUGAAGUCUUAGUUUGUCGUUCUUCCAACGCUGAAAAUUAUAAAGUUCUACUAGUCAUGUCGUCGUUUAUGACUCCCUUAGAGUCUAGACAAAGUCAAAACAUCAACAAAGUUCGGAUGUUUAAACAGGAAGACUUUUCUGAGCCUGAAAGAAACGAAAAAUGGGAUAGACUUAAAAUUGUUUGUACCCAGCCGUUUAAUAGACACGUUCAGUAUGGGCUUUCGUUUAUCAAUUUCUAUUCAAAUAGUGGCGGGAAAGCGGAACCUAAAAAACAAACUAUGGGGAAGUUUUUGAUUAGGCCAGAGUCUCCCGAUAAUAUAUCUGCAGGUAGUUUAUUUUUUAAACAGAAAGAAAUCAAAGACGACACACUCAGAGGAGCAGCUGCAAUAAGGGAAGCUUCCACAGCUGCACAUUCUGGAUCUCCUGUUGUCAAAGAAAAAAUCAAAAUUAAUGGGCCUUCUAAAGAUUAUCAAAAUAGAAUGGACAGUCCGAAACCUAGAAAUAGGGAUGAAUUGUUGUAUAGUAAAGAUGAGGAAGAUAUCAAUGAAAAAAUUGAUAAAGUAGUUCAGAAAAAAGCCAAAGAAAAAGCAGAAUUGGAAGAUGAACAAAAAAGAAAAAAUGAAGAAACAAUAAGGAAGAAGGAACAGCACAAAAAAACUAAAGAGAGCGAAGAUGUUGAUAAAAAGCCACUGAAAAAUAAUACUCCGAAUAAAAAAAGAUCUAAAGAAAAAGAAGAGAUACAAAUAAAGCAAAGAAAUGUAGAAACAAAAACUAAAAAUAACGAAACGCAAAAAAGAAAGUCCUCAGAAGACACACCACAAAGAAAAAAGAAACUCAAGCUACAAAAACAAAGGAAGCCAUUUGCUAGAUUACUAGAAGGUGUGGUUCUGGUGAUCAGCGGUAUUCAGAAUCCUGACAGAGCUAGUUUGCGAACCAUGGCACUGUCGAUGGGAGCAAAAUAUAAACCGGAUUGGGACAAUUCCUGUACACAUUUGAUAUGCGCAUUUGCAAAUACUCCUAAAUUCAAUCAGGUUAAAGGUAGAGGGAAGAUAGUGAAAAGAAAAUGGAUAGAGGACUGUUAUAAUGAGAAAAAACGACUACCUUGGAGGAGAUACGCUUUGGACAAGGCAGAUAACGGACCUGAGAGUGAAGAGGAAAUUUGGGAGGAGGAGGAACAUCAAUUUCCUCCCUCUGAUGAUGAGAGAAUUGUCGAACCGUCGGAUGCAGAAGAUGAAACAAAAGAGAGCGGGUAUGACGUAGAAGAUAAGAUAAGAGAGAUACAACAAAAGCAACAAAGAAAUGACAACUCUAAUGACAUAUAUGACAGGAGUACAGACAGUGAGCCUGAGCGAGAGGAAUGUAACGGUGACCUUGAAAUUAAAAAUAAACUUGAAAACAUUUUUGACAACAAAAUUUUCUAUAUUGAUGAUGUUUUUGAGGAAGACUUACGCAGAAAACUUAAACAGUAUAUAGUUGCAUAUAAUGGGCUAAUUAAUGACACUGUUGACAAUACCGUUGACAUAAUGAUAACAAACGAAACUAACGCGAAGUUUCUGAAAGAUAUGUACCCAUCGUCAGUGUGCGCGUCUCCUGACUGGAUUUGGGAGUGUCACAACACUAAAACACUCGCUCCUAUGGACGAUUUCGUGUACCAAUAAAUUAUUUUUGAUUUUU